This is a messenger RNA of Anopheles stephensi (Asian malaria mosquito), 4899 nucleotides long. RefSeq names its product ubiquitin carboxyl-terminal hydrolase 3-like. Gene Ontology annotation, molecular function: cysteine-type deubiquitinase activity; zinc ion binding. Gene Ontology annotation, biological process: protein deubiquitination. NCBI's taxonomy places the organism in Eukaryota, Metazoa, Arthropoda, Insecta, Diptera, Culicidae. The coding region runs from base 990 to 2999 and encodes 669 amino acids. The transcript is spliced from 7 exons. The record is from RefSeq and is a predicted model, not a curated record. Gene Ontology annotation, cellular component: cytoplasm.
AAAACAACACCAUCAAACAGUACGCACACGACGCAACUCUGCCCUGCUCCGGGUUGUCAGUGUGCGUGGUUUUGAAUUGUGCUGCCGAAUUGCCCUGCUCGCUCUGUUCUUUUUUUACGACUGCUGAGUUUUCGAACGUUUUCGAAGACGCUGGAAAUAUAUACGCACGCACCACUAAAUUUGGCCCCGUGAAGCUAUAACUUCCUCCGCCGUAUAAAUAUCGGACCGUGUGUAUGUGUGUGUGUUGGUGUUUGUGUGCUCCGUGUGCCAAUACGGAUCUAAUUGAAAGGCGCAAGGGGUAGUUUUCGGGGGUUCCGGAAGGGUGGAGAAACAGCCUUGUCGUCCAGUCCAGUAGGAGUACUUCAGUGCGAGCGUGAGGGGAUGAAAGUGCGAAAAGAAGAACAAGAAGAAUUUAGCAAGCUAGAGCACCCAACAGUAAAAGCAUAUCCUCCGUUCUAAAGGCGCCACCAAAAAAGCGGCGCUAGGAGAUUGCAAUCGACGAGCAACGGCGAAGACAACGGGCUGGGCCCUACAUCGUUUUCCACCGUGCAAGCCCUUCGCCUGUUCCCUUGCAACACACGGAUGCACGAACAAAAAAAAAACAAGAAUAGUUCCUCGUUCCUCUGUCCCGCUCCCGCAUGACGAGAAGUGACCGAAACACGCACUACGAUUACAGCUGCUUUGGCUGGUGCUGGUGCUUGUGAAAAUAUAGCAAAAAAAACGAGAGAAAACCCCGUGCGAAGGUGUGCGCUCUAGUGCUUGAAGAGACAGACCACAUAACGCGAGACAACCGAAGCAUCUUCACGGCGGGGUUUCAUCGGGCGACCCAGCAGCAGCAGGCCACCGUUGCCAAAGCCGUUUCGUAGCAGCCAACUUUGUCGUCGCGAAACCCUUAGCAACACACAAAAUCAUCCCCGAGCACAGGAGCAUAAGAAGAAGCAGAGCGCACCCAAAGCCAAGCGGUUUUGCUUGCGUGUGGUGUUGUGGCAAUGGAUUGUCCGCACAUCGUCGAUAACGUAGGUCUCGGAAAGGAAUCGAUCAGGGCCGCUAAGAACAGCAGCAUCGCCACUUUGCCCGUAUCGGCGGUCGUUGCUGCAGAACCCCUCACUACCACCACCACCACCACCCGCACCACAGUAGGCGAUCCGCUCCACGCCGCGAAUGUGUCCGAUGCGGUAGCACUUUCCGACGUAGUAGUCGCUGCCAGUCCAGCCACAGUUCUCACGGUCGCCACUAAUGCGUCAUCGUCAUCGGCCGCAGUAGCAUCGUCAAAGCAUUGGAAAUGUACAGAAUGCUCCAUCAGCAAAGACAACUGGAUGUGCUUACAAUGCGGCGCAGUAUUAUGCGGUCGCUACGACAACGGGCAUGCAUUGAAACAUUCGAAUACGAACAAAAAUCACAACAUUUGCAUGAACACGUCGAACCAGUCAGUCUAUUGCUACAAAUGCGAUGAAUUUGUGAUAAACGACACCAAUGAUAAUGCACUGGAAGAACUCCGGCAAGAGCUGAAGGAGGGCAAUGGCGACCAGAUGGACACGAUUUCGGAAACGUCCUCGACGUUGGAAGAAAUUAGCUCCUCCAAAUCGACCCAAGAAACGGCCAGCAGCACGUCCUCGUCGAGUGAUUCCGGUUGGGAAGAACCAUCCCCGUCGACACUAGCGGCAACGCCCGUUCCUGUGUCGACGGCUGGUGCGAUUGUAAGUGCGCGGAAGCUGCGUCCCCGGAAGCGCACAAUAUCGAGCGACAGCAACAACGAGAACGGGGCCACCACUGCUAAGCGGAAGUCGAUGCGGCGGGUCGUUGGGUUGCGCAAUCUGGGCAAUACCUGCUUCAUGAACUCAGUAUUACAAUCGUUAAGCAACAUACAGGAGUUUAGCUGCUACUUCAACACGAUGCCUGCCCUGGAGAUGAAACACAAACAGAAGGCGUACCAUUCGCGCAGCAUGAAGGAAACAAUGGACGAUGUGUUUGUGGUGGAGGAACUGCGCAAGGUACUGCUAAACCUUAGCCAAGGUGGCGACGGAUCGAAGGGCGCCAUUUCACCUGAGUGUUUGUUUCUGGUUAUCUGGAAAGUGGUGCCGCAAUUCCGUGGACACCGGCAGCACGAUGCGCACGAGUUUCUGCGCUACAUGCUCGAUCGGCUGCAUACCGAGCUGCAGCAGGUGUCGUUCCCGGUGGAGCUGAGCAAGCAGAAAACGGGCGAACACAAAAACCCAUACAACGUGUCCGGGUUAAGCCAUCUGCAAGCUAAAGGGCGCAAUUCCAUCGUUACGAACGUGUUCGGUGGUGUGCUGCAGAGUGAGGUGCGCUGUCUGAUCUGUGGCAUGGAAAGCAAAAAGCACGAUCCGUUCCUCGACCUAUCGUUAGACAUUCCGGAAAAGUUUUACAGCAAAGAGCACGUCGCGGACGGUACGGCUGGUGGUGUGGAUGCGGCGAAUGGAGGAGCGCCAGUUUGUCACAUUUCCGACUGUCUGUCCAGCUUCACGGAGGUGGAAGAGUUAGCAGAAACUGAGCUGUACUACUGCAACUCGUGCAAGUGCAAGCAGAAAUCAACGAAACGCUUUUGGAUUCGUCGAUUACCAAACGUAUUGUGUUUGCACAUAAAACGGUUCCGAUGGAACAAUUUCUACAGAACAAAGAUCGACUUAAGAAUAGCAUUCCCCAUCAACGCCCUCGAUAUGUCACAGUUUGUUUUAAAUAAUGGACCCGAAACGAGACGAUCCAAUUCCAGUUGCAACAUCUACGACCUAGCCGCCGUUAUUGUCCACCAUGGCAAUGGCUCCAGCUGUGGGCAUUACACAUCCUUCGCCAUCAACAAUGGUGUCUGGAUGCACUUCAAUGAUCACACGGUGAAGGAGGUGAGCAGUACGGCUGUGGCGGAAUGUAAACCGUACAUCCUGUUUUACAUUAAGCGUGAUCCAACGAAUGCCAACAGACUGUCCACAGCGAUCGGCACCGCCGCGCCGGGUGCAGCAGCGGGAGCCAAUCAGUCGUCCUGAGAUUAAGUUAGUUCGUUUCCGUUCUGAAGACUGAUUCCAAAUCCCCGUAACUGUUAAUCUGACUGAUGAUGAUACGCCCUUUUGUUCGUACACUUCGGUUUCGUGAACGCAUUUUUUCCUUUUUCGUUCACGCCGCUCUAGCGCUUUCGCGAUUGAUCGAUUAUAAAGCUUUGUUUGAUUGUGAUCAGCAACGGUUUGGUAAAAAGUAUACAGAAGCUAUUCAAAAGGUAUCCCUCUCACAUCAAAAAUACGUACAAACGGUGUUCGUUUUAUGGGUAUCAUUUAUGCCCCCCCCCCCCCCAUUUUGAAAGGCAUUCCGCUGGCACCCCCCCGCUGGUGGCAGUGGAAGUAGCAAUUUUGCAAUCAGCUUAGGUUUUCCGCCGUUGUUUUGAUAGUAAGUACUAAAAAAAGCAAAGAGAAAAAAGCAACAAAAACCCGAUGUUUUGUUGCUGCACAAAAAUACAAAACAAAGAAAAUUUAUUAAAGUACGAUACAACAGGGGCGAAUGAAGAGGAAGAAAAGAAAAACAUGUAUAGAAUAAUAGAUAUGGAUAAUUGUAGAAUUUCAGAAAUAGUUUAAAGUAUCGCUGCACGAUGAUCAUAAUACGGUGAAUUAAACUAGUGUAAACUGUCAUUUUAAUGAGACACGUGAAAAGGUCUUUUUUAUCUCUUCUCUAAAUAUUUCUCCUUUCUUUUCCAUACAGCAAAUUUAAACAAAACAAUGGAUAAAACGUUGUUUUCUCUUAAGCUCCGCGCUUUCGUCCAUUUUCUGUCUCCAGUGUUUUUUUUCCCCUUUUUUCCCCAUCUUCAAACAUUAUCCGAGUCAUAAAACAAAUUAGUAAAAAAAUCAAUAACGAACAGUUUUAGUCCUGCACGCGGGGAUGGUACAGAAGAAAAGCAUAACAGAGGCAGCCUCAAGCUUUCGUUUUUACGUUUCCUUUAAGUUAAUGGAUUUGAUAUGUGAUAAACAGAUGCAUUUUAGUUCGUGUAAGGCAAAUAGAAGUAGUAUAAAAUCUGUUCGUGCCCGUAAAGAGCGUACAUGAAUCCAUACUCCGUAAAAAAACGAUCAAAUUAUAGUUUCAUCUCACGCAUGUUGUGGCAAAAAACAAAAAAAAAAACUUGAAAAGCGCGCAGAUUCGUAGCACACUACCUAAAUGUGGUGGCGAAUACUAAACAUAAAUAUAUUUUAAACAUGAUAAUUUAUAAGAUUCUCAAAGAGGCCGCCGAGUUAUUGUGAUGUUUUGUCUAGAUUUUUUUUUUUGUUGGUCACCUACAUUUAGUUUCACUUUUAUUACAUUCUAUGCGCGCUACUAUGGCUGCAACUGCAAAACCGGCAACGAUUAAUUUGCUCGAGCUUGAGAUUAAUUUGCGAACCAUUGUUCAUUUAUAUCCUUCUCUCUAGGAUGAGAAGUUGUGUCCUGGAAGCAAAUUCUCGAGGGUGCAGUGCGAGCGUGAACGAAGGAAUGCAUGCAAAUUUAUUAAUCAAAGCAGCAGAAACAGGAAUAAAACUAACAGUACGGAAAGGUAAACCCCUUUUUUGCCCUAACCAUUAUCCUAAAGGUCUCUAAAGAAAAAAAGUAAAAAGUACAUACGCAAGAUCGUUUUGCUGCUGUUAUUUGGAAAAGAUACAAACCAAAUUUUAUAACAACCGACUGGACUGAGGACAUAGCAAGUAAAAAAGGAGAGUAAAAAAAUCGGAGCAAAGAACGCUAAAACCACAAACACAAAUGAUUGGACAAAUUCAAUGCAUCUUUAAGCCCGGGAUUUACACUACAUUUACAACUAUUAAUUCACAAAAGCUAGGCUUUCUCUUCAAUAUCGGCUAACGAGUAAGCAAACUGAAGGAAAGCGACGAAAAAUACCUGAAAUAAAACUAAUAUUACGCGUGCAAAAUCAGGAAA